Epinephelus fuscoguttatus (brown-marbled grouper) is the source of this 1030-nucleotide messenger RNA. Its product is annotated as ankyrin repeat domain-containing protein 66. Lineage: Eukaryota; Metazoa; Chordata; Actinopteri; Perciformes; Serranidae. Gene Ontology annotation, molecular function: protein binding. The coding region runs from base 7 to 510 and encodes 167 amino acids. The record is from RefSeq and is a predicted model, not a curated record. The transcript has 3 exons.
ACCGAGAUGACAGAGUUGCACCAGGCAGCUGCAGCGGGCGACUUUGACCGAGUUGAGGAGAUCCUGAAACAAAAUGAAUGCAAUCCCAACCAGAGAGAUAUCGACUGGAGCUACAAGACUCCUCUUCACUGGGCAGCAGCUAAAGGUCAUACAGAAACAGUGAGGAUCCUCAUUGAACAUGGAGCCAGGCCGUGUCUGAGGACGGAGCAUGGAUGGACCCCUGCCCACUCGGCUGCAGAGUCCGGCCGGCUGGCAGUGCUGCGGCUGCUGCACUCCCUGCAUGCCCCUAUAGACAAGGAGGACUGCUGUGGAGACAAACCAGUGCGGAUAGCUGAAAUAUACGGACACCAGGACUGCGUUCGAUUUCUUAAAAAAGCAGAAAUUGAGUGCCAGGCCUACCGCAAGAUGGCAACCCAGAAAGGGAUUUCACUGGAUGACACGGACGAGGAGUGGGCAGAGCAGGGCAAAGAAAAUGAAGCAAACAGGAUCUCUAGCAACAUUCAGACGUAGGAUGAACUCAUCUUUUCACAAAUAAGAGUUGUCAGUGUUUCAGUGCUUUAUUAGUAAUGGAUAACACACACAGUAUUGCUCAAACCAUAUCUGAACUUUAUAUGUAAUUUAAUUUAUAGCAAUGAAUGAAGAAUACAAGUUGGAAAUGUUUUAGGGAUGCACAUUAAUAUCGGCACGUCAUCGGUAUUGGCUGAUAUCGGCUUUAGAAUUAACUGUCAGAAUCUGCCAACAUGCCUAUUCUUAUUUUGCACAAUGAAUGAAUAUUAUAUACACUGAAGAGCAUGACAUAGGGCUAUCAGAAUAAGAGUAUACAUGCAUAAUAUGAUGUUAAUUCCACUACAGAAGAGACUUGAUCACUAAAAUUAAGUGGGGAAAUAAGUGGAUAUAGACCCUUUUGCUGUUAGUAAAGUAUGACGUUGCGGUGCUUAGCUGGAGGCAAAACAAUUCUCCACAGACAUUAGCCAGUGCUAGCUAGCAAGCUCUAUUGGCUUGUUUUAGACAAUGAAGGAAGAUGAUUCAA